AUGGGUGACAUUUGGGGUCUAGUUGCCUCAAAUUUUGCAAGCAUAUUGUUAAUGUGGACUAUGAUUCAAAAGUAUUUUCCAAAUACACUCACAGAGAGAUUAUCAGAGAAAUUAACCAACUUGUUUUACCCAUACAUUGAGGUAAGAUUCUUUGAGCACUCAGGUGACUAUAUGAAACGUAGUGAAGCCUUCUCUGCCAUUGAACACUACUUGACUUGCAAAUCCUCAGAACAAGCAAGGAAGCUCAAAGGGGAUUUUGUGAGGCAAUCUUUGGUGCUAAAGAUGGAUGAAAAAGAGGAAGUCUCUGAUGAGUUUGAAGGCAUAAAGUUUGUAUGGAGUCUCAGGAAAACAGUUCCCAAUACAAAAUCUAUGUCAUUUUAUCCUGCUAGUGAUAAAAGAUAUUACCUUCUUAAGUUUCAUGACAGAUACCGUUGUAUUGUUACAGGGUCUUACCUUAACCAUGUUUUGGUUGAAGGUAAGGCCAUUGGUCUUAGUAAGAGGCAGAGAAAGCUUUACACCAAUGGCUCAGGUGAUGGUGAUCAUGAAAAGAGGAGCAAGUGGAGUCAUGUGAUUUUUGAGCAUCCAGCUUCCUUUGAAACACUUGCAAUGGAUCCAAACAAGAAGAAAGAGAUUGUUGAUGACCUUACUACAUUCAGCAAGGCCAAAGAGUAUUAUGCAAGAAUUGGAAAGCCUUGGAAGAGGGGCUAUCUGCUUUAUGGUCCUCCAGGAACUGGAAAAUCAACAUUGAUUUCUGCCAUUGCUAAUUUUCUGGGGUAUGACAUAUAUGACAUUGAGCUAACUGCUGUGCAAACCAAUGCAGAGCUAAGGAAGCUUCUGAUUGGAAUCACAAGCAAGUCAGUUGUUGUGAUUGAGGAUAUAGAUUGCUCACUUGAUCUUACUGGACAAAGGAAGACAAAUUCUGAGAGUGGUGAAGGUGAAGAGGAGAAGAAUCCAGUUACUUCCAUGCUGAAACAAGUAGAAGCUAGUAGUGGUGAGAGAUUGAUCAUAUUUACCACUAAUUAUGUGGAGAAACUUGAUCAGGCUCUUAUUCGAAGAGGAAGAAUGGACAUGCAUAUUGAACUAUCUUACUGUUGUUUUGAGGCAUUCAAAAUGUUGGCAAAGAAUUAUCUGAGUCUUGAGUCACACCAUUCAUUUGACACCAUUCGCUGCUUGUUGGAAGAGACCAACAUAACCCCAGCAGAUGUUGCAGAAAACUUGAUGCCUAAGGUAGCCAAUGAAGAUGUUGAGACUUCCCUUGAGAGAUUGAUCCGAGCCCUUAGAAGCUCGAAGGAAAAGGCACACGUGAAAGCUGAGAAAGAAAAAGGGACUACAGCAAUGGAAGAGCCAAAUGGAAAGGAAUCAUCAGAGGAGGAGGCAGCAGAUGCUAGCUAA
Molecule: messenger RNA, 1392 nt
Organism: Gastrolobium bilobum
Lineage: Eukaryota; Viridiplantae; Streptophyta; Magnoliopsida; Fabales; Fabaceae
Product: AAA-ATPase At3g28580-like
Exons: 2
Coding region: 1-1392 (463 amino acids)
Molecular function (GO): ATP hydrolysis activity; ATP binding
Source: RefSeq, a predicted model, not a curated record